ACCAACUAUGAUUUGUCACAGAAUACAAAAGUACGCAAUAUAAUCAUAGCCAUACAAAGAGAGAUAGUUAUAUACUGACUACUGAUAGACUUGCUUCUCAACCGCUACGUACAGUCACAGCACCGUUGGCCGGCCGCCCAAGCUUGUCCCCGUGCCUAUUUCCGAUUCGCACGCUAAGCUUCACUAGGGCACAUGUCGCUGUGCCCCAGAUCAACGCUAGCCAGGUUGGGCUCGCUGGAGAUCGCGGGCAUGUCGGGGCCAUUGCCGCGCAGCUAGAGGCAGAGGGCAUUCUCAAGAUCAAUCUCGGCUUCCAAGACCCCACCAGCAGUUAUCUCGAGCGUCUCCUGGCCAGUCUGCACAAAUUUCACAACCACCGGCUUCCCAUCUCGCACAGCGCAACCCGCGGCUGGUUCUGGGACGUGCGGCCAGCAGAGGCGGACUUCCAAGGCAGCCAGCAAGCUCGGUCCGAGACGAUGGAAGAUUUUCCGUGGCACACAGACUGCAGCUACGAAGACCCGCCGCCGCGAUACUUUGCGCUGCACGUUCUUGCGGCGGACCGCUUUGGUGGUGGCACGUUGUCCGUGGUGCCUGUGCAUCGUCUCGUUGAAUGUCUCGAUGAUGCCACAGUUGCGCAGUUGAUGCUGCCCGACUACCGCAUACGCAUCCCGGCGGAGUUUCUCAAGAAUGCUGAGUGCCGGCACAUUGACAAGCCGCUGCUACUGCGGUCCGCAAUAAAAGUCGGUGUAGUGAUGAUGAGAUUCCGAGCAGAUAUUAUAACGCCCCUCAACGCCACAGCGGCCCGGGCCUUGGAGGAUCUGCAGGAGCAGCUGAAAUACAAGGCCGCAGAUGCCGCUAUCCACUUGACAGCGGGCAGGCUGCCCUCGCACAGCAUUAUUUUGAUUGAUAACCGCAGGUGGCUACAUGCGCGUAAUACAGUGACGGAUCCGCAGCGCCAUCUGCGCCGUGUGCGCUGGGAUGCCGCUCCAGUUUGGUGAAAAAAAAGAGAAGCAAAAAGUAUGGUAACAGGGCUAUUUAUACAGAGAUUUUGUGUUUUUUUUUUGUAAUUGGCAGUCUAUUUCUGUGGAUGUAGAAGAUAGCCCUGAAGCAAUACUUUGAUUCCAUACAGCAUCUUUUUCACACCAUUCUGCAUGUACCACCUCAAGAUAGCCGUC
Messenger RNA from [Torrubiella] hemipterigena, 1172 nucleotides. The record is from the annotation of a GenBank genome assembly. Lineage: Eukaryota; Fungi; Ascomycota; Sordariomycetes; Hypocreales; Clavicipitaceae.